Symbiodinium sp. CCMP2592 is the source of this 723-nucleotide messenger RNA. Lineage: Eukaryota; Dinophyceae; Suessiales; Symbiodiniaceae. The record is from the annotation of a GenBank genome assembly.
AUGGACCGAAGAAGUUUCGAAGAGCUGCUAGACGAAUCCCUGCUGGUCUUUCGCCAGCAGCUUCUGGAGUCCUUCCCUGCUUCCGCCGAGCUGGAGCUGCCAGCAGACAGUGGAAAGCAGGAAGACAUCGAAGCCCCGGCUGCUGAGAACCCAGGGGGCGGAACGGAGAGUUUGAGCGUUCGGCGGCCGGACUUCCAAAUCCAAGAGUUGGAGUCCUUCGAGCUAAACCUGGAACAUGCCACUGGCACGAACAGCGUCGCAUCCAUGUGGUCCGGAACCUCUGAUCCGACAGAGCCAGCAUCGCCAGUUCUGAAGAUGGCGGCACCGUACCUCACAUCGAGGCUCAAUGGCCUCAGUGACGCGGAGGCCCAGGCGGUCAGAAGGAGACUGAGGCUGCGCUUGGGAAUCCUCUCCCCCAGCAGCCUGGUGACGGGGAAGGCGCUUCAUGACGCUGUAAACGCCCUGGGCCUCACCAGGUACAAGCUAGAGGAUAUGAACUCCAUCGUGAACUUGACAUCAGACUUCAUCGAUCUGAAGUUCCAGGAGGUCCGAGGGCGAAGGAUGAGCCUGAGCUCCACCGCAAGUCCUCGCAGCAAGUACGGGCGGCCCAUCUGGAAAUGGCCGCCCUACCGAGAAUCGAUGGUGAUGCGACGAGCCUCUUCGGAACGGUUUGGCUUCAAUGUUUUAUCGCGAUGUAUGGUAGCUCGGAAGCAGCAGCAGUAG